AUCGUUAUAAUCUUUAUAAUCAGGUGAAUUUAGUUGCUGUAAAUGUGAUAGCAGACCCUCAUGACAAUAUGUAUGACGACCCGCUAGACCCUGAUCCUGAAGAUCAGUCCGACGAAAGACCUUUACCAGCCCUAAACAAAAGUAAACCAGCAGAAGAGGACGAAGAAGACACUGAAAACAGUCCACUUUCAUCAGAUGGACCCGAGCCAUUAAAAGAUAACGAUGCUCGUAUUGCUUCAUCGGCAAUAGCUGUUUUUGGCGAACACCUGGUCCAGUGCGCUUACUCUAAACAGUGGAAAUUUCGUCAAGAAGCCAUGGAGCAACUUGACAAAGAAAUGACUUCUGAAUCGCCAGAACUGUCAAAUGAUCAAGAUCCGAGGUCCGUUUCUAGGGCUACAGUAUUUCUCGUCAAGAAAGGAAUCAAAGAAAAAGUCCAGUCUGUAUUUUUGUCUUGUUUGACAGUUCUUAGGUCACUGCUUCUAACCUACAUCCCUAAACACAAACUUGGUAAAGGCGAGACUCAACAGGUUUUGGAGAAGGUUGUCCCAGCACUAGUGUUGAAGUCUGGAGAAAUGACUCCAAGAAGCCGCGAAGCUGCUAUAGAUAUGAUUAUAGAAAUAGCGAAAUACGAAGACGCACUGCCAUUAGGAAUUGUUCCUGAUGUUGUAACUCAACCAAUUAAACGCAAACCACCAACGCCGUGGCGUUUACUGAAAAGCAAGCUAGAAACUAUUGAAAAGCUUCUUGGUGUUCUGGAAUUGGAUAAAAAUAAACCAGGGUCUUUGCAUUCAGCAUCAAUAAUGCAGGUAACAGUGACUGCUUUGGACCAUAGCCAUGGUGAAGUGAGGGACGCAGCAGUAAAUUUAAUCUUUCUAAUGUACAAAAAGGUCGGAGAGCCUAUUAAAUCAUACCUGCCGGCCGACGAACCUUCGACAAGAAAGAGUCCUUUAUACCGAUCAAUAUUCGAUGGCUUUGAUAAAAUCGAUGGGAAACCGACUGAAUCGGAAAGACGAGCACAAGCUAAACUCGACCGUAAGCAAGCAGAGAAAACCAAACAAGCCGAGAUUGAGGCACUUCAAGCACAACUUCAAGCGCUCAGAGAUAUGGCUCAGGGUGGAGGCGAAACAAAUCCAGAUCCCAAAACUACGAAAGCAGCGAAAAAAACCCAAGAUGAACCACCAGUAGAUGUUGAUAGGAUGUGUAUUUUCUGUGGAGAGAAAAAUCAGUCUUUCACGGAAGAAGUUCUCGAUCUUCACUACUGGAAAAGUUGUCCGAUGUUAAAACGAUGUGAUCAUUGCUCGCAGGUCGUUGAAGUGUCCGGUUUCAACGAGCACCUCUUAACAGAAUGUGACGCUAAGGAUAAAUUUAGUCAGUGUCCAAGAUGUAAAGAUGUCAUGUUAACUGUGGAUUUAGAAGAGCAUAUAUCAGAUAAUAAAUGUACAGCUCCGAAAGGCAGUAAAGAUGCUCAGAGGUGUCCGUUAUGUAGAACUGUAAUAGGAGACGGUGAAGAAGCCUGGUACAGCCACCUUAUGGAUAACUGUAAGCCUAACAAACUCCGUCUACAGCAGCAACAAGCUAGUAAAGCACCGAGUAGAGCCAGUGUCCGAAGUAAUCGAGGAAGAGGAGGCAAGGCCACACCCUCUACAAGGGGUGCUGCAAGAGGUCGAAAGGGGAACUUGCCUAGAUGAUCGUGUUCUAUGAUUUUACAAAGAACUUAUCCAAAAUCAGACUGUUUGAUUAGCUUGGUUUUCGAGUUAUCGCUUUAAAUUAACAACGYUCAGCGACCCCAUUUUGUGCAAAGCAUAGUUGUAGUUCUCGAACUUCUUCAUGCCCGCUAAAAGCUGACUCGCGUCGCCGUCUCCAGUCGUCUCUCGCGCCUUUUUUCUAGUGUCUCAAAAAGCUUCUUUCCUCCUUCCCUUGAUGCUUUUCGCGCGUGAGAUAGAGGAGAACGACUGGGGACGAGUGAGCGCUAAAGGUCAUUUAAGGCUGUCUUACUUUUCUUUGCAAAAAUAGAAAUAGCUGUGCCGUUUCUAAAACAAUAAAAAAAAAUUAACAAACGCAAAAGCUUUUUAAGGAAAGUUUUGGGCUAUAAAAAGUGCCAAUACUUCAACUCCCAUCAUGCUUUGUUGCAACCUCGUUCCCAGGCCCUUUAUCCCAGCGAAGAGAUAAAGGGCCUGGGAACGAGGUUGGCUUUGUUGAACAAAAUGGCGUCGCUGCACAUUACYUAUUCAAUGAAAAAAUAUAAAACUAUAACAUUUUGAUAUAUAUGGAUUUUUUGGCGCUAAAAGUCACUGAAUACGACGUGAACGACUGGAAUGAGCUCAUUAAACCCGUGAAACGAAACUCGACUAUUAAAGCGUGAUAGUCAAAUAGACACAAAAGAAAACAAUKCCAUUGUACCUAUUUCACGGGUUUUUUGACUUCACUCCAUUUUCAGUGAAGGUAUUUCGCUAUGGUGGACAGCAACCUUGAGCUUUSUAUAUCUUGUAUUAUUUUGUCCCGUAAUACGGAAUCCGACAAAGUUUUGGCUCUUGAAUCCCGAAUCUGCGACAUUGCAAACGGAAUCCGAUAAAACAAGACGAAUCCGGAAUCGAAAUUAAUAACUUCCUAAACAAACGGUAACCUACGAUCGAUAAGCUUUGUAUUCUGAAUCCAAUAUGGCGGAAUAGAAACCUUGCGAAAUGUUUAAUGGAAUCCGGAAUCAAACAACUCUCCGGACUCCGUGCCACSGGGCUAAUUAUUCAACCAAUGUAUUGCUAAGCGAAAACUAAUGUAUUAUUUGGUAUCUUUGUAUAUUAAAAAGUGUGGAAUUUUUGUACAA
Exaiptasia diaphana is the source of this 2821-nucleotide messenger RNA. Its product is annotated as centrosomal protein of 104 kDa. The record is from RefSeq and is a predicted model, not a curated record. Lineage: Eukaryota; Metazoa; Cnidaria; Anthozoa; Actiniaria; Aiptasiidae. Gene Ontology annotation, cellular component: cilium.